This is a messenger RNA of Aureobasidium subglaciale EXF-2481, 1245 nucleotides long. RefSeq lists its product as uncharacterized. Gene Ontology annotation, cellular component: cytosol; Rpd3L complex. The record is from RefSeq and is a predicted model, not a curated record. Gene Ontology annotation, biological process: negative regulation of rDNA heterochromatin formation; negative regulation of silent mating-type cassette heterochromatin formation. The coding region runs from base 1 to 1245 and encodes 414 amino acids. The transcript has a single exon. Lineage: Eukaryota; Fungi; Ascomycota; Dothideomycetes; Dothideales; Saccotheciaceae.
AUGGCGGCACAGCAGACCAUCAUCGCCGAGACGAUACGCGGCAUGAAGCUGGCCAUGCGCCGCCGCGACAACGACUCCGACUCGGACACGUCCAUCACCCAGCCCACCAACCGCGGCAACAAGCUCAAACGCAAUGCCCGCCAUGUGCGUGAGGGUCGCCUAGACACCACCCAUGGUCGAAGCUACAAGAAGCGCAUCGACUAUGCUGGCUACGACCGCUACAUCCUCAACGACAACCCGCUUCGCUUCGACGACGACGGUGAUCUGAUAGACGACGAUGACGACGCAGACGCAGACGCAGACGAGACAGAUACAUCUGGUCGAGACGACAACCCGUGGGCCGACACAAAACUCGAAGAACUCCUCGCUCCCCUCACUUCUGCCGCUCACCUCGCCAACCACCCCUCGCUCUCAGUACCCUUCCUCUCGAGACCAAUCAGCGAAAUGGCAGAGAACGCUCGUCAAGCUAUGCACCGCGAGAAACAGACCUUGUGGCACAUCAAGCAGCUGCUGCUGAGGUUACGUGGUGACGACCACUGGAUUCCUAUUGGCAAGCUCGAGUCAGAACACGAUCUCAUGCUCCUUGAUCCCUCGGCUGCGCCUGUCGACGACAACAUGUCCACCAUCAUGCCUCCCGACACUUCUGCCAUAGAUCACUACAGACCAGACAACAAUACACAACAACAACACGAGCCCCCGCAGCAGAAUGGCUCCCUACCAGAUGCUCUCGAUCAACAGCAGAAUCCAUUCGACACUCUCCCAUCGCCCGAUGCCUCCCCCGAAGCCUUGACCCAACACGCAAUGACAACCAGACGUCAGGCGCGCACCUCUCCGACCCCCGAUCCCAACUUUCCUUCUUCAUCGCCCGCUCCUUCAUCCAUACCCUCCAUCCACGGCUUCUUUCACGUUCCAGAUUCCGCUCUACCGGACCGUGACUACGGUCUCCCAGCCACCGAAGCUGACGAUACACGCCGCCUAUUACUACUCUACUGUCAAAAGCAAGAACAAGUCGUCCGCGAGUCUGAACAAAUGCUGGAAGGUCUACUCAGAGCUGAUCGCAUGAGAAAAGACGUCUGGCGCUGGUGCAAGACUGAAAGUCACAUGGGUGAAAUGAGUGAUGGCGAAGAUUGGUACGACAUGGACGAAUGGAAUCUGAGUACGCCUCUGCAAAAGGGCAAAGAAGAGGAGGAAGUAGAAGAUGAAGGCAGGGUAAAGGGCAGGCGAAGACGUGGUGCCCAGCACUAG